This is a messenger RNA of Balaenoptera musculus (blue whale), 2957 nucleotides long. RefSeq names its product IZUMO family member 2 (gene IZUMO2). Lineage: Eukaryota; Metazoa; Chordata; Mammalia; Artiodactyla; Balaenopteridae. The transcript has 7 exons. Gene Ontology annotation, cellular component: nucleus. The record is from RefSeq and is a predicted model, not a curated record. The coding region runs from base 26 to 2470 and encodes 814 amino acids. Gene Ontology annotation, biological process: regulation of transcription by RNA polymerase II. Gene Ontology annotation, molecular function: RNA polymerase II cis-regulatory region sequence-specific DNA binding; DNA-binding transcription activator activity, RNA polymerase II-specific.
UCUGUGAAGUCACAAAGGCCGUGCUAUGCUUCUGGCCUUGGCUCUUCUGCUGCUCUUGGACCUGAGCGCCCGCCGAGGCUGGGGCUGCCUGCAGUGUGACCACUCGGUGCGGGAGGCCCUGAGCCAGCUGCGCGUCGCCCUCAUCCCCGACCGCUUCCAUCAGGAGCAGCUGCAGGCCCGCGCUCAGGCCCUGCUGCUGGGCAUGGAGGGGCCUUUCUUCCGGGACUACGCGCUGAACGCCUUUGUGGGGAGAGUGGGGAUAGAGCACCUGGACCUUGUGGCAUCCUUUAUCAAGAAUCAAACAAACAACUUAAUGGUUAAUUCUCUUAGAGAUGGGCCUCUGCUGGAUGAACUGGUGACUCUUAGGGAGAGGGUGAUCAAGGAACUCAAGAAAGUUUUAAGAUCAUAUGAAUUAAAAGCCUGUGAUCCCAAAAUUUGCCGCUUGCUAAAAGAAGAAGUCUUGGAUUGUUUACAUUGCCAGAGGAUCAGUCCCAAAUGCAUCAAAGAAAAGUACUGUUUUGGGGCAGGGCUUCCUGAGUCCAAACCCGACGUGAUCUCCCGUCUGGAGCGGGGGGAAGAGCCUAGGAUGGAGAGGAGAGAAGCCCGGCGAGUUACCUGUUCAGACUUGGAGACAAGCUCUGAAACUACUCAGGAGACACUUCCAAAAAAGAGUAUUUCCGAAGAGGUGGCUUCCCCAAUGGGAAAGAUGGAGGGCAUUUUAAGGGCAGUGCUUGGAGACACCAAGCUGGGGGACUCCUGGACAUGCAGCCGUCAACUGGAAGACCAGGGAAAGCAGGAGAGGCGUUUGAGGUGGUUGUUUGCUACUCCUGAGGAAAACACCCAUGGCGAGCUGAGACACUUCAGGCGGACCUCAGCUUUCGUUGGGAAGCAAAGAGUGCCUGGGGGAGAGGAUCCUCAGAAGUGGACCAGGUCAAGAAAGAACCUGAAACACCAAAGGAAACCAUUUAACUGCAGGGAGUGUGGGAAAGCCUUCAUCUACCAUUCGGACUAUGUCCUACACCAGAGAAUUCACACUGGAGAGAAGCCCUACAAGUGUAACGAGUGCGGGAAAGCAUUCAGCAACAGUUCAUAUUUCAUCCAGCACUACAUCAUCCACACAGGAGAGAAGCCCUAUGCCUGCAACGAAUGCGGCAAGACCUUUACCCAGAGCUCAUCGCUCACCGAGCAUCAGAGGAUCCACACUGGAGAGAAACCCUACAAAUGCAAGGAAUGUGGGAAAGCCUUCACCCAGAGCUCCUCCCUCAUCAAACACCAGCGAUGCCAUACCGGGGAGAAACCCUAUAAAUGCAACCAGUGUGGGAAGUUCUACUCCCAGGUGUCCCACCUCACCCGCCACCAGAAAAUCCACACAGGGGAGAAGCCCUACAAAUGCAGUGAGUGUGGCAAGGCUUUCUGUCACACCUCCUCCCUGACUCAGCACCAAACAAUCCACACUGGUGAGAAACCCUACAAGUGUAACGAGUGUGGGAAAACCUUCAGCCACAGCUCGUCACUGACCCAGCACCAGCGAGUCCACACUGGAGAGAAACCUUACGAGUGCCCCGAGUGUGGCAAAGCCUUUAGCCACAGUUCGUCCCUGACUCAGCAUCAGAGAAUUCAUACUGGUGAGAAGCCCUAUGAGUGUCAUGAGUGCGGGAAGGCUUACACGCAGAUCUCCCACCUCAUGAGGCACCAGAGCGUUCACGUGGGGGAGAAACCCUAUAUAUGUAAUGAGUGUGGAAAGGCUUUCAGUCAUACCUCCUCCUUUACUCAACACCAGACGAUCCACACCGGUGAGAAACCCUACAAGUGUAAUGAAUGCGGGAAAACCUUCAGCCAGAACUCCUCGCUUAUGCGCCACCAGAGAAUUCACACCGGGGAGAAGCCCUAUGAGUGUACAGUUUGCAGGAGAGCCUACACCCAGAUUUCCCACCUCAUCCAACACCAGAGGACUCACACUGGAGAGAAACCUUAUGAGUGCGGUGAGUGUGGGAAAGCCUUCAGCCGGAGCGCCCAUCUCAUUGAGCAUCAGAAGAUCCACACGGGUGAGAAACCCUAUAAGUGUAAGGAGUGUGGGAAAACAUUCAGUCACAACUCAUCCCUAACUCAACAUCAGAGGAUUCACACUGGCGAGAAACCCUACACCUGUAAGGAAUGUGGAAAAGCCUUCAAUCAAAGUAUCCACCUUAUUCAGCAUCAGAGGAUUCAUACCGGGGAGAGGCCCUACAAAUGUAAGAACUGUGGGAAAACCUAUGCCCAGAUUUCACACCUCAUUCAACACCAGAAAGUUCAUAUGGGUGGCAAGCGCUAUGCGUGUAAAGAAUGCGGAGAGGAUUUCAGCUGGGGUUCACACCUGGCCGAACAUCAGAGACUUCACACUGUGCACGACGGCUACAUCCGCGGUAAUUUUGAGAAAGCCUUUGCUUGGAACAUGCAGCUUAGUGAUCAUCAGAGAACUCAUGCUGACUAGAGAGCCUGAGAAUGAAACAAACUGGUGAUACUGCUGCUGGGUUCCGUUCAGCCUUCAUCAACAGUAGAAGCUUCUUCCCAGAGAGGAGCCGUAACACUAUAUAUUGAGAGAGUUGGUUCCUUUUUUGCCUCCUAGAAGGAAGAUGGCACUGUUUAUCACCAGCGGAGACAGCUUCUGAUCAUUUAAAGGGCUCCCCCCUAAAAUCUAAGCUUCCCCCCCAUCUCUCAACCCUACAAUGUCCCUGGAUGGUGGUAGGUAUGGGGUGGUCUACAUAGGAUGCAACUUCAUCUGGAAUCUUUAAUAAGGUCUCUCUGAGCUUUUAAAAUUUAUUCAUUAUGUGUUAAAUUGGAGCCUGGAAAUUCAAGAAAAAACAAACACAGCUGGAAAGAUUCAUCUGUUAGAGUAAAAGUCACAAAUAUAUGUAACUAAAGAUAAAUGCCAGGUGAUUUUAGUUUCCUUUAAAACUUUAAGCUACAAAUUUCACUGA